Molecule: messenger RNA, 384 nt
Organism: Microthlaspi erraticum
Lineage: Eukaryota; Viridiplantae; Streptophyta; Magnoliopsida; Brassicales; Brassicaceae
Source: the annotation of a GenBank genome assembly
AUGUUUAUUGCGCAGGCUUUCUUUGAUUUGGAGAACACCAACCAGGAGCUGAAAAGUGACUUGAAAUAUCUUCACUUGGAUAUUUCUGGCAACCGUAAGGCUGUUGUGAUCUACGUUCCAAUUAGAUUGAGGAAAGCUUUCCGCAAGAUUCAUUCUCGUCUUGUCAGAGAGCUUGAGAAGAAGUUCAGUGGCAAAGAUGUUAUGUUUGUCGCCACCAGAAGAAUUGUGCGUCCCCCAAAGAAAGGCUCAACUAUUCAGAGACCACACAACAGAACUCUCACUUCUGUCCAUGAAUCAAUGCUCGAGGAUGUUGCUUACCCUGCUGAAAUUGUAGGAAAACGAACCAGAUACCAUGUUGAUGCCUUGAUGGAACCAAGAUCAUGA